Messenger RNA from Penicillium pulvis, 1425 nucleotides. RefSeq names its product CDC2/CDK family serine/threonine-protein kinase. NCBI's taxonomy places the organism in Eukaryota, Fungi, Ascomycota, Eurotiomycetes, Eurotiales, Aspergillaceae. Gene Ontology annotation, biological process: regulation of mitotic cell cycle; protein phosphorylation. The transcript is spliced from 2 exons. Bases 1 to 1425 code for a protein of 474 amino acids. Gene Ontology annotation, molecular function: cyclin-dependent protein serine/threonine kinase activity; ATP binding. Gene Ontology annotation, cellular component: nucleus. The record is from RefSeq and is a predicted model, not a curated record.
AUGUCAGCCUCCAAGUCGCGAUGGGCUGACGAAGACCCCGAAACUGAAGCGAUUAUCGCGCAGAAGAAACGCGAAAAGGAGGAGAAACGACGCGCCAAGGCUGAGAAGCAGCGCCAGCUGGAGGAAGCCAGUAAGGUUCGGACUGCGACACAGACGGAUGGCACUGCCCAAUCGCCCAAUGGAGUCUCAGGACCGCCUUCCAAGCGAAGGAGGCUAUCGAAUGAUCCCAAUGCAACACCCGCCGAUGCAGAGGUUCCAGAGAGCGAGCAGCAAGCUCAGAAGAAGCAGGCGAGCUUGCUGAGGUUCCCGGUGCGGGAAUGGGGGACUUGCAGACAUGUUGACAAUUUCGAGCGCUUGAAUCACAUCGAAGAAGGCUCCUAUGGCUGGGUGUCUAGAGCAAAGGAUAUAAACACGGGGGAGGUGGUCGCGUUGAAGAAAUUGAAGAUCCAGAGCUCGCCGGACGGGUUCCCUGUGACUGGGCUGCGAGAGAUUCAGACACUGCUUGAAGCGCGACAUCAGAAUGUAGUCUUCCUACGAGAGGUUGUUAUGGGUAAUCAGAUGGACGAUGUAUACCUAGUUAUGGACUUCCUCGAACACGACCUCAAGACCCUUCUCGACGACAUGCGCGAACCAUUCCUCCCAUCCGAAAUCAAAACCCUCCUCCUCCAGGUAGUGGGUGGACUCGAGUUCCUGCACGACCAAUGGAUCAUGCACCGCGACCUAAAGACAUCCAAUCUCCUCAUGAACAACCGCGGCGAGAUCAAGAUUGCCGAUUUCGGCAUGGCACGCUACUACGGAGAUCCCCCACCAAAAUUGACCCAGCUUGUCGUGACACUCUGGUAUCGAUCUCCGGAAUUGCUCCUCGGCGCAGACAAAUACGGCACCGAGGUAGACAUGUGGAGUAUUGGGUGUAUCUUCGGCGAAUUACUCACCAAAGAGCCCCUUCUCCAGGGCAAGAACGAAGUGGAUCAAGUUUCCAAGAUCUUCGAGUUAACAGGCCCGCCAAAUUCGCAGAUCUGGCCUGGAUUCCGGUCUCUGCCUAAUGCCAAGUCUUUGCGUUUGCCACAGUCGAGUUCGACAUCUAAGAAUCCUCCGCUGCUGCCUCGCUCGCGAUUCCCAUAUUUGACUAAUGCGGGAUUGAACCUGCUGUCCGAGUUGUUGGCUCUCAAUCCUGCUUCACGUCCGACGGCCCGGCAGUGUCUUGCUCAUCCUUAUUUUAGGGAGGAUCCUCGUCCCAAACCGAAGGAGAUGUUCCCUACUUUUCCUUCGAAGGCUGGAAUGGAGAAGCGGAGGCGCCAUCAUACACCUGAAGCUCCUAAGCAUGGCCAGGCAGCACCUCAACUUGAUUUUGCUGGGGUGUUUGGUGGUGCUACAGGAGGAGAUACAGGAGAGGUUGGCGCUGGGUUCACCCUCCGCCUGGGCUAA